This is a messenger RNA of Callorhinus ursinus (northern fur seal), 4404 nucleotides long. The record is from RefSeq and is a predicted model, not a curated record. NCBI's taxonomy places the organism in Eukaryota, Metazoa, Chordata, Mammalia, Carnivora, Otariidae.
CUAAAGCAGUGCGGGUUCGGCGGUGGAAGCCGUGGGGUGGUGGGGUGAGGUGGGUGCCCAAGUGGGGUUCCCGGAGCCAUGGCUUGCUCCAUUGUCCAGUUCUGCUACUUCCAGGACCUCCAGGCCGCCCGGGACUUCCUCUUCCCUCAUCUGCGGGAGGAGACCCCCUGCGGCGCCGUGCGCAGGGACCCCAGUAAAUCAAACUGGGAAGAUGAUGGUUGGGGAGCAUGGGAAGAAACAGACCCCCAAGAACCUGAAGAAGAAGGAAAUACGUGCAAAACACAAAAAACUUCCUGGCUGCAAGAUUGUGUUUUAUCCCUGUCUCCAACCAAUGAUCUUAUGGUUAUAGCUCGAGGGCAAAAAGCGGUUUUUCUUGUGCCAAAAUGGAAAUACAGCGAUAAAGGAAAGGAAGAAAUGCAAUUUGCCGUUGGCUGGAGUGGUUCUUUAAACGUCGAAGAAGGAGAACAUGUAACCAGUGCUCUGUGUAUCCCACUAGCAAGCCAAAAGAGGAGUUCCACAGGGCGUCCUGACUGGACCUGCAUUGUGGUGGGCUUUACUUCAGGUUAUGUCCGCUUCUACACGGAGAAUGGUGUGCUCUUGCUUGCACAGCUUCUGAAUGAAGACCCAGUACUACAGCUGAAGUGCAGGACCUAUGAAAUCCCACGACAUCCUGGCGUGACCGAACAGAAUGAAGAGUUGAGUAUCUUAUAUCCAGGUGCCAUUGUGACUAUUGAUGGAUUUAGCCUUUUUCAGUCUCUUCGUGCUUGUCGAAAUCAGGUAGCAAAAGCUGCGGCAUCGGGCAAUGAGAACAUACAGCCUCCACCGUUAGCUUACAAGAAAUGGGGUCUCCAAGAUAUUGACACUAUUAUUGAUCAUGCUAGUAUUGGUAUUAUGACUUUGUCCCCUUUUGACCAAAUGAAGACUGCCUCCAAUAUAGGUGGAUUUAACGCAGCAAUUAAAAACAGUCCACCCGCCAUGUCUCAGUAUAUCACUGUCGGGUCCAAUCCAUUUACCGGCUUCUUCUAUGCUUUAGAGGGAAGCACCCAACCAUUACUGUCUCAUGUGGCGCUGGCGGUCGCAAGUAAACUCACUUCUGCUUUAUUUAAUGCUGCCAGUGGUUGGCUUGGUUGGAAAAGCAAGCACGAAGAAGAAGCAGUGCAGAAGCAAAAGCCAAAGGUGGAGCCAGCCACCCCGUUAGCUGUCAGAUUUGGACUUCCAGAUUCUAGACGCCAUGGUGAAAGUAUAUGUCUGUCUCCAUGUAACACACUGGCAGCAGUAACAGAUGAUUUUGGCAGAGUAAUUUUAUUGGAUGUAGCUAGAGGAAUUGCAAUACGCAUGUGGAAAGGGUAUCGCGAUGCACAGAUUGGUUGGAUCCAAAUUGUAGAGGACCUCCAUGAAAGAGUACCAGAAAAGGCGGAUUUUUCCCCCUUUGGAAAUACUCAGGGUCCAAGCCGAGUAGCGCAGUUCCUUGUGAUCUAUGCACCAAGAAGGGGAAUCUUAGAAGUGUGGAGCACACAGCAGGGACCUCGAGUAGGAGCUUUCAACGUGGGAAAGCACUGCAGGCUUCUGUAUCCUGGCUAUAAAAUAAUGGGCUUAAAUAAUGUUACCAGUCAGAGUUGGCAGCCACAGACUUACCAGAUCUGUCUUGUUGAUCCAGUGUCUGGAAGUGUGAAAACAGUAAAUGUUCCUUUCCAUUUAGCACUGAGUGACAAGAAGUGUGAACGAGCCAAGGACAUGCACCUAGUGAAGAAGCUGGCUGUCCUGCUGAAAACAAGACCUCCUAACCUCGAUUUGGUUGAAACACAAAUAAAGGAAUUAAUUCUUGAUAUUAAGUAUCCUGCAACCAAGAAACAAGCUUUGGAAAGCAUUUUGGCAAGUGAACGAUUACCAUUUUCCUGCCUUAGAAACAUCACUCAGACUUUAAUGGACACUUUAAAAAAUCAAGAGCUUGAGUCUGUUGACGAAGGAUUGCUACAGUUCUGUGCCAAUAAACUGAAAUUACUCCAUCUUUAUGAGUCUGUCUGUCAGUUAAAUUCCCUUGAUUUUCAUUCAGACGCACCAUUCUCGGAUAAUGACUUGGCUGUGUUACUGAGGCUUGAUGACAAAGAACUGCUUAAGCUCCAGGCAUUACUAGAGAAGUACAAAGAGGAAAAAACCAGGACUGCUACAGUCCGAUUUUCUGACGAUAAGGAUGGUGUGUUACCUGUAAAAACAUUCCUGGAAUAUUUAGAAUAUGAGAAGGAUGUGAUCAACAUAAAGAAGAUAAGUGAAGAGGAGUAUGUGGCUUUAGGUAGUUUCUUUUUCUGGAAGUGUUUGCAUGGAGAAAGCUCUACCGAGGAUAUGUGUCACACUCUGGAGUCAGCUGGACUUAGCCCUCAGCUGUUGUUGUCUCUGCUCCUGAGUGUUUGGCUAUCUAAGGAGAAAGAUAUUUUGGAUAAACCACAGUCUGUGUGCUGUCUUCAUACGAUGCUGUCCCUUCUGAGCAAGAUGAAAGUGGCCAUUGAUGAGACCUGGGAUUCCCAGUCUGUAUCUCCUUGGUGGCAGCAGAUGCGCACGGCUUGUAUUCAGUCUGAGAACAACGGAGCUGCUCUGUUGUCUGCACACGUUGGGCAUUCCGUUGCCGCACAGAUCUCGAACAGUAUGACUGAGAAAAAAUUUUCCCAAACAGUUUUGGGUGCUGAUUCUGAGGCCCUCACCGAUUCCUGGGAGGCCCUUUCUCUGGACACUGAAUACUGGAAGCUUCUGCUGAAACAACUGGAGGACUGUCUCAUACUUCAGACUUUACUUCACAGCAAAGCAAACUCGUCAACCUCCAAAGUGUCGUCGCUACAGGCUGAGCCACUCCCGAGGCUUUCUGUCAAAAAAUUACUGGAAGGAGGAAAAGGUGGCAUUGCAGACAGCGUAGCCAAGUGGAUAUUUAAACAGGACUUCAGCCCUGAAUUAUUAAAACUGGCUAAUAAGGAAGGAGAUGCAGAAAACCCAGAUGAACCCAAAGAAGGUAUUAACAGAGGUUUACUUGAAGUGUCAGAGAUGGACAUGAACCUAGGAGCUAUACCAGACUUGCUGCAUUUAGCCUAUAAGCAGUUUCCGUGUAGCCUUGAGCUAGACGUGCUGCACGCACAUUGCUGUUGGGAGUAUGUUGUGCAGUGGAAUAAAGAUCCAGAGGAAGCACGUUUUUUCGUUAGGUCAAUAGAACACUUGAAGCACAUUCUUAAUGCACAUGUUCAGAAUGGCAUUGCUCUGAUGAUGUGGAAUACAUUCUUGGUGAAAAGGUUUUCUGCUGCUACAUACUUGAUGGAUAAGGUUGGAAAAUCACCAAAGGACAGGCUAUGCCGAAGGGAUGUGGGGAUGAGCGACACAGCAGUGACCUCUUUCCUUGGCUCCUGCUUGGAUCUUCUUCAGACUUUGAUGGAGGUAGAAGAGGCCGACGUUAGCCGGGAUGAAAUGCAAGCGCCUGUCCUGGAUACGGAGGACGCAUGGCUCACGGUCGAAGGACCGACCUCCAUAGUGGAGCUGGCCCUGGAGCAGAAGCACAUCCACUACCCGCUGGUGGAGCACCAUUCCGUCCUCUGCUCCAUCCUCUAUGCCGUUAUGAGGUUUUCUCUGAAGGCCGUGAAGCCACUGUCACUCUUCGAUAGUAAGGGGAAAAAUGCUUUCUUUAAAGACCUAACUUCAAUUCAGUUAUUACCUAGUGGGGAAAUGGAUCCAAAUUUUAUUUCUGUACGACAACAGUUCUUGCUGAAAGUCGUUAGUGCGGCCGUCCAGGCUCAGCAUUCCGUCGUGAAGGACAGAGAGUCCUCAGAAGAAGCAGCGACCACUCCUUUUGGGAAAGACCAAGAUUGGCCAGUUCUAGCUGUGGAUUUGGCUCAUCACCUUCAAGUUAGCGAAGAUGUGGUUCGAAGGCAUUAUGUGGGGGAGCUCUACAACUACGGUGCGGACCAUUUAGGAGAAGAGGCCAGUCUCCAGGUUCACGACAAGGAGGUCCUCGCCUCGCAGCUGCUGGUGUUAACAGGGCAGAGGCUGGCUCACGCGCUCCUGCACACCCAGACUCGAGGGGGAAUGGAGCUGCUGGCCAGACUUCCCCCCACGCUCUGCACUUGGCUGAAAGCCAUGAACCCCCAAGAUCUUCAAAACACAGAAGUGCCAAUUGCAACGACAGCUAAACUAGUAAAUAAAGUCAUCGAGCUUUUACCAGAAAACCACGGGCAGUAUAGUUUAGCCUUACACCUCAUUGAAGCUGUGGAAGCCGUAUCUAUCCCUUCUUUAUGACACCUACCAAAAACGGUCUCAGAUUGUGUGACUAGAACAUGAAUUAGUGCAUGGUAAUUUUACAUAGUAAUAAGAUCUGGAAUUUUAUGGAGGGAGUAUGUCUUUUUUCUUUUGUAAAAUGAAUAAAAAUACAUA